Pocillopora meandrina is the source of this 1472-nucleotide messenger RNA. Lineage: Eukaryota; Metazoa; Cnidaria; Anthozoa; Scleractinia; Pocilloporidae. The record is from the annotation of a GenBank genome assembly.
UUGUAUCUCUCAGCAGUUUGUGCCCCCGUAGGAGUAGAAGAUCCACAUAUAAUACCUGACGCCCACAUUACCGCAAGUUCUUAUUUUCUGAGUUAUUAUGCGCACAUGGGACGGCUGAAUGGAGUAAAAGGUUGGUGUCAGAAAACUACUACAAUCACCGAUGACUACAUACAAGUUGAUAUGGGAGCGUUGCACACUGUCUGCGCGAUCGCAACGCAAGGAAAGAAAAAUGGGUCAUUCGUCAAAAGCUACAAGCUGUCCUUCUCUUCUGAUGAAAGCAGCUGGAGUGUAUAUCAGGAACAAAACAUUGACAAGGUUUGAAAUAAUACUACUUUAAUCUUUUCUUGCCUGUUUUAUUUAUAAAUUUUUUUUAAAAUAGGUGUGCUAAUCGUCCUAAUAGGAUGAAUUUACGACAGUCACAUGUCAGCUUUUGGGGUAUAAAUCGCGAGAAAAAAAGGCUCUUUGAUGUUAUCGAAGAUGAUUAUAAAAUACUUAAUAUCCUACAGUAUUGGACGAGACACGUGUCAGUCAUUUCAUGGUAAUAAUACUCAGUUAUACAUCUCAGUUAGUAUGUUGCGCUUUGACCAGUUAGUUAAGAGGGCCGUAUUCAAUAGUGCGGCCUACUAAAUUUAAAAGUUGUUUGAAUUAAAAUCUUCCCCUCUAUUUGAACUUGAAGUAUAAUAAAUUGUCUUUUCAUCCUUGCUUCGCGCUUGGGUGGGUCAUAAGACCGUGCGAAAAAAUAAAGUUCCGUUAGUUACGAUACAGACCAAUAAAAGGAGGUAACUGAGUUUUUUUUUUUUUGCAUCGCUGGAUUCAAAAUGGAGGGUGGGAGAUAUCAAUUCCAACAAACUUUUGAAUUUAGCGGGAAAGUUACUGCAAUUGGGUGCGCUGUUUUGACCAAUGAUAGCACACGUAUUAACUCAAUGAUAUAAUGAAGGGUAUUCAUUCUAGCAUUUGUGCGGCACACAAUCUGAAAAAAACGGGAAGUAAAACUGAUCUAAAGGCGUGCAUCUUCUCCACCGACGGGAAACCACUUUUCCAGAUAUCUCAAACUGGAAACAUUACUCAGCAACUCAACGAAAAGUUAUACCAAUGAAAUCGUCACCGACUGACUCCGUAAUGAAUCCGCUCUCACUUUCCGUGGCUUCAUGAGGUGUAAUUUAAGGGAGUCGCUGUAGAGGGGGAGGGUAGGGUGAUUCUGGGUGAUGUAUGACUAACUUCCUUCAAGAUAAAAAAUUAUGAUUAAUUAGGAUGAUAAGACAAAUCUGCCAAAUGUUUUGUGUAGGCCAUUACACGUGAAAUGUGAUGUUUGAAUUUUAAUUUUGUGCUUGCAGAUUUUCCAAGCGAAUUCAGACUUGAACACCGUGGUACAGCAUACACUGAAUAACCCAGUCCACGCAAGGUUCGUUCGUUUUUAUCCCGUCACCUUUGAUAAUUUCCCUUGUAUGAGGGUUGAGGUGUUUGCGCAGUGA